AAGAUUCAAUUAUUUAAGAGUAGGUAGGGAGGGACCAUUCUUUUUUCUCUAUAUAUAAUUCCUUACCUCCCAUAGUUAUUAUGAAAAUGAAGAGCCUCAUAAUUUUUCAUUUGUAAAUGGAAGCUGGUACUACGUUUUUCAAUUUAAAGAUGAGUUUGUUAAUAUUGUGCUUCUUCUUCACCAACUUGUGGAUGGGUUUGGGUGAUAUGAAUGGAAUUGGAGAGCAGCCAUUGUCAAAGAUUGCAAUUCACAAAACCAUUCUUGCACUUCAUAGUUCUGCCUCCAUUACAGCUUCCCCCUUUUUGCUUGGUAAUAAGGGCGAGGACACCGAAUGGGUGACAGUAGAACUUGAGGGGCCUGAACCAACCAAUGAAGACUGGGUUGGAGUUUUCUCUCCAGCAAACUUUAAUUCAUCAACAUGUCCACCCAACCCCGGUGACAUUGGACGGGUAGAUAUUCCAUAUAUAUGCACAGCUCCAAUAAAGUACAAAUAUGCCAACCACUCUGAUCCUAACUAUAAUAAGACAGGGAAAGCUGUUUUGAAAUUCCAAUUGAUCAAUCAACGUGCAGAUUUCUCCUUUGCAUUAUUUUCAGGUGGAUUAUCCAAUCCUAAACUUGUGGCAGUUUCGAACUUCAUCGCGUUUGCAAAUCCUAAAGCACCUGUGUAUCCACGCCUUGCUCAAGGAAAGUCUUGGAAUGAAAUGACGGUUACCUGGACAAGUGGAUAUGACAUAAGCGAAGCUGUACCAUUUGUGGAAUGGGGUCCAAAGGGAGGAAAGCAGAUACAAUCUGCUGCAGGAACAUUGACAUUUAAUCGGAACAGCUUGUGCGGUCAACCUGCGCGAACCGUUGGCUGGCGUGAUCCUGGUUUUAUACACACAAGUUUCCUUAAAGAACUUUGGCCAAAUAUGAGGUAUACCUACAGGUUGGGGCAUUUCUUGCUUGAUGGGUCUUAUGUAUGGAGCAAGAGGUAUUCAUUCAAAGCAUCCCCAUAUCCUGGACAAAACUCAUUGCAGCGUGUUAUCAUAUUUGGUGACAUGGGAAAGGCCGAGCGUGAUGGUUCCAACGAAUAUGCAAAUUAUCAACCUGGUUCACUUAACACCACUGACCAACUCAUCAAGGAUUUAGACAAUUUUGACAUUGUUUUCCACAUAGGAGAUCUACCAUAUGCAAAUGGAUACAUCUCACAGUGGGAUCAAUUCACAGCUCAACUGCAAGAAAUUUCUUCAACAGUUCCAUAUAUGAUAGCAAGUGGAAAUCAUGAACGUGAUUGGCCAAACACGGGAUCCUUCUUUGACACUCCAGAUUCAGGUGGAGAAUGUGGAGUUCCAGCUGAAACCAUGUACUAUUUUCCUGCUGAGAACAGAGCCAAAUUCUGGUAUGCAACAGAUUAUGGCAUGUUUCGUUUCUGUAUAGCAGAUAGUGAGCAUGAUUGGAGAGAAGGAUCAGAACAAUACAAAUUCAUUGAGCAUUGCCUUGCAACAGUAGAUAGAAAACAACAACCAUGGUUAAUCUUUGCAGCACAUCGCCCACUCGGUUACUCCUCUAAUGAUUGGUAUGCCGACGAGGGUUCAUUUGAAGAGCCAAUGGGAAGGGAAAGUUUGCAACGGCUUUGGCAGAAGUACAAAGUAGACAUUGGAUUUUAUGGUCAUGUCCAUAACUAUGAAAGAGUAUGCCCCAUUUAUCAGAACCAAUGCGUGAAUAAGGAAAAAUCUCAUUACUCUGGCACUGUGAAUGGAACAAUUCAUGUUGUUGUUGGAGGAGGGGGAAGUCACUUAUCAGACUUCGCCAAAGCACCUCCUGUUUGGAGUAUUUUCAGAGACAAAGACUAUGGUUUUGGCAAACUAACAGCAUUCAAUCACUCGUUUCUCUUGUUUGAGUACAAGAAAAGUAGUGAUGGAAAGGUCUAUGACUCUUUUACCAUUUCCAGGGACUAUAGAGAUGUCUUGGCAUGUGUGCAUGAUGGUUGUGAGAAAACCACCUUGGCAAGCUGAGUUAUGUUCUGCAGUAGAAUUGAUGUAGUCUAAAAAUGAAAUAAAAUAAUUUUAGGUCAUAUUUGGCCUAAAAUCACCCCUCUUCACCUUUUUUCUUGUUGUUUUUAAUCUAAAUAAGUGAUUUUUCACAUAGAUUAAGUUUUUUAGUUGUUUUUCUUUUUUAUCUGUGUGAUAUCGUCGUCUGAGUGCGGCGUUUGUGUUAACCGUCGUCUUGGUACGACAUUGUUGAAUUCUCCGUCUUGUUACGGUGUUCGUUUAGUUCAUAUUGAAAGAUCAUCUUCAAUCAAUUGCAAAUUCAAUCAAUGAUUUGGGCAUCAACGUUGCAGAUCCGGAAGCAUGGAUAUUUCGGUGACUUUAGUUUUAUCAUAUUAUUAUUUGUAGGCAUUUUGCCGUUGUAUGCUAUUAACAUGGAUGCUGUGAGUUUGUUCGCAGAUUCAUCCUUUUUGUUUUUAGCGAUGUUGAAUGUGUAUUUGGAUCUGAUGUACUACUUCAAUUAUUGGAAUGAAUGAAUAUCGUUAUUUUUUUAGUCAAAAAAAGAAAAAAGAAAAGUAAAGGUUAUUAUUAUGUUCAAUUUC
Molecule: messenger RNA, 2569 nt
Organism: Trifolium pratense (red clover)
Lineage: Eukaryota; Viridiplantae; Streptophyta; Magnoliopsida; Fabales; Fabaceae
Product: nucleotide pyrophosphatase/phosphodiesterase-like
Exons: 12
Coding region: 117-1994 (625 amino acids)
Molecular function (GO): metal ion binding; acid phosphatase activity
Source: RefSeq, a predicted model, not a curated record